Messenger RNA from Lagenorhynchus albirostris (white-beaked dolphin), 3429 nucleotides. RefSeq names its product piggyBac transposable element derived 1 (gene PGBD1). Gene Ontology annotation, molecular function: sequence-specific DNA binding. The coding region runs from base 713 to 3139 and encodes 808 amino acids. NCBI's taxonomy places the organism in Eukaryota, Metazoa, Chordata, Mammalia, Artiodactyla, Delphinidae. The transcript is spliced from 8 exons. The record is from RefSeq and is a predicted model, not a curated record.
CCAAUGACGUUUGGAAAUAUAUGACACUCAAAGGUAUCUUAAAGCACAGGUUAAUGGUAAACAUUUUCGCCCACUGGUUUUAUUACCCUGCCUGCCCCUAGCAUUAUCCUCUCCUUCCCUACCCCCAAUCAGCAUUUUGGAAAGCAAAGAUGAUCUAAUUUUACCAUUUCGCAGCCCCAUCCCUGCCAUAAUACCUCAUUGAUUCAAGUUUGAGAGUAAGGUUUUAUUUAGACUAUGGAAGAGAUUUCAUAAGCCAUUUGAAUGAACUGGGCUGAAUUAAUCCAAGUAGCAACUGUCUUACUUCAUAACUCCAGUGUCAGUAUAGUGGCUGCUGCAUAGAAACUUCAAAAAAUGGGGAAAGAAAUUGGACUUUUUUCCUUUAAUACUGAGGACAGAAUUUUAAAAUGCUGCUUGUUCUGGAAUCUUGAAAGUCAAAUCAGAAAAACAGCUUGGAAGAGAUCAUGAUCUUCAUGUUGUGAAUGCCAAAAUGUCAUGGUAAUGAUGAAGAAUAUUAAGCUUAGGGAAGUCCACUUCUGAAUAUAUCACCAGGAUGAUAAACAUCACUUGCUGAUUGGUGGUAGCUGCUUGGGGUACUUCUCACUCUGUCACGUGAGUGGGAAGACUGGUCCCGGCUACCGACAUCCCAGUACAUCUGCGUGCCUCCGGCAAGACGUCCGCCAGUAUUUGUUGAAUACCAGCCGUUAAGGUCAACAUGGAUGAAGCUUCGCCAGGCCCCGCUCCUGAGAAUGGAGACAGCCUUGUGAAAGUGAAGGAGGAAGAUCCCACAUGGGAGCAGAUGUGCAGCUCACAGGACAGCAGCUCCCACACUCUGGAGCUUUGCCGCCUGCGCUUCCGGCGGUUCUGCUACCAGGAGGUAACCGGGCCCCGGGAGGCUCUGGCCCAGCUCCAAGAACUUUGCCAUCAAUGGCUGCGGCCGGAGACCCACACCAAGGAGCAGAUCCUGGAGCUGCUGGUGCUGGAGCAGUUCCUGACCAUCCUGCCCCAGGAGCUCCAGGCCUGGGUGCAGGUGUAUCCUCUGGAGAGCGGGGAAGAUGCAGUGACAGUGCUGGAGAAUCUAGAGAAAGACACAGGAGACUCAGGACAGCAGGCUUCUGUCUACACUCAGGGACAGGAUAUGCACCUACCGGUGACAGAAUAUCAAGGAACCUCUUUGGAGUGUCAGAGGCCCCAGCUACUGCCUGGGGUAACCACCUUGAAGUGUGAACCCCCAGAGCCCCACCAAGAGGUCGCCCAAGAAGUGAGUGGGCCUGCUCCCCAGGGACCAGCCCCUCCCCAGGAAGAGAAUCCCAGAGACCAGGCAGCAGUACCGGGGUUUAACUCAGCCAGGUCCCAGACAUCAGUGAAGACUGAGGAAGCAGCAGUCCAGGCCCUUGUCCCAGAGCAGUGGCCACAUCUGAGUCUGGCCCAGAGGAACCUCUAUGGAAACUCGGCUCAGGAGACGGUUACAAACAUCAGUCUGAUGCCUGAAGAAGUUGUAACUAAAGAUGGAUUGUUUAACACAAAGCAAGAAACUUCUGAAGAAAUGGAACGAGGUGCUGAGGUCUCAGGAAUACCCAACAGAGAUUGGGUACCCCAGGCCCCUUGUAGUACCCCUGUUCCUGCUGAAAGAACAGUUGCGCAUUUGAACACUCUGAAGGACCGUCACCCUGCUGACUUGUGGGCUCGGAUGCACAUCUCAUCCCUGGAAUAUGCUGCAGGAGACAUUACCCGAAAAGGGAGAAAAAAAGACAAAGCUCGAGUGAGUGAACUGCUCCAAGGCCUCGCAUUUUCUGGUGAUUCAGAUGUGGAAGAGGAUGACGAGCCUGAGACUCAGCCUGCUCCAAAAAGACCAAAGGUGUCAAGCGUCCCAGAGAAGAACUGGACUAAAAGAGACAUUAAACCCAACUUUCCAAGCUGGUCAGCACUGGAUUCUGGACUUUCGAAUCUCAAGAGUGAAAAGUUGAACCCAGUGGAGCUCUUUGAGUUAUUUUUUGAUGAUGAAACAUUCAACUUGAUUGUCAGUGAAACCAAUAAUUAUGCUUCUCAGAAAAAUGUCAACUUGGAAGUCACAGUUCAGGAAAUGAGGUGUGUGCUUGGUGUCCUGCUUUUGAGUGGCCUUGUGAGGCGUCCCAGAAGGGGAAUGUAUUGGGAAAUGUCUGAUGCCGAUCAGAACCUGGUUAGAGAUUCAAUCAGAAGGGACAGAUUUGAAUUGAUUUUCUCAUACCUGCAUUUUGCAGAUAACAGCCACCUAGAUCAAAAUGAUAAGUUUACAAAAUUGAGGCCUCUCAUAAAGCAAAUGAAUAAAAAUUUUCUCCUGUACGCUCCCCUUGAAGAAUACUAUUGUUUUGAUAAGACAAUGUGCGAGUGCUUUGAUAGUGACCAGUUCCUGAAUGGGAAACCUAUUAGAAUUGGCUAUAAAGUCUGGUGUGGUACAACCACACAGGGUUAUCUGGUUUGGUUUGAGCCCUAUCAAGAAGAGUCAACUACGAUGGCAGGUAAGGAUCUUGAUCUUGGUUUAGGUGGAAAUCUAGUGAUGAAUUUUGCUGAUGUUCUUUUAGAGAGAGGUCACUAUCCCUAUCACCUGUGUUUUAAUAGCUUCUUUACAAGUGUCAAAUUGAUGUCAGCCUUGAAGAAGAAAGGGGUGAGGGCAACAGGAACAAUUCGUGAGAACAGGACUGAAAAAUGUCCCCUGAUGAGUGCAGAACAUAUGAAAAAAAUGCAGAAGGGGUAUUUCGAUUUCCGAGUAGAAGAAAAUGAUGAGAUAAUUCUGUGUCAUUGGCAUGGUGAUGGUAUUAUCAGUCUGUGCUCCAACGCUGUUGGCAUAGAGCCAGUCAAUGAGAUAUGUUGUUUUGCCGAUGACAAGGAGAUCCCUCAGAUAAGUCAGCCUUCCAUAGUGAAACUGUAUGAUGAAUGCAGGGAAGGCGUAGCUAAAAUGGAACAGAUCAUUUCCAAAUAUAGGGUGAGAAUAAGAGGCAAGAAAUGGUACUCAGUUUUGGUGAGCUACAUGAUUGAUGUAGCCAUGAGCAAUGCAUGGCACCUGCACAGAGCCUGUAACCCAGGUGCCUCUCUAGAACUUGGGGAUUUUCGGAGAGAUGUUGCCCAUUUCUACUUGGCACAUAAUGCAAAUAUGUCAGAUUAAGGCAGGUAAAACAGAUACAAUGCAGACAUUAGUAAGACACAGAAAAAUCAAAACUACAUCAGAUUGUACCUAAAACAAACCUGAUGUAUGUAUACAAUGAAAUUAUUAAUUAAAUGACUAAUAUUUCUUUUAAAAAAUCUAUGUAGAGUUUCAAAAACUGUUACAACAAUGUUAAUGAUCUGUAAAAAUGUUGAAAUCUAUUGGUAUCUUUUUCUAGGUCUAAUUUUGAUAUCAAACGUGGGAACUCCUUUAUUAGUUGAAUUGAAUUGAUUAAUUUGUGCGUUUAAAGA